Molecule: messenger RNA, 489 nt
Organism: Auxenochlorella protothecoides
Lineage: Eukaryota; Viridiplantae; Chlorophyta; Trebouxiophyceae; Chlorellales; Chlorellaceae
Product: Ferredoxin-thioredoxin reductase catalytic chain, chloroplastic
Exons: 4
Coding region: 1-489 (162 amino acids)
Molecular function (GO): oxidoreductase activity, acting on iron-sulfur proteins as donors
Source: RefSeq, a predicted model, not a curated record
AUGAACGUCGCCAGUUUAGGAACAAAGAGCCCCUGCUCGCUGAAGCCCUGCCCCGUGAAGGUCGGGCAGGCCUUCCGCUCGCAGCGCAGGGCCCCUCUCACCCACGGCAUCAGGGCUGCUGCCGCCCAAUCGGAGCCAGAUGUGAGCGAUGCCAAGCCGGGGAAGAACCUGGAGGCGAUGCGGAAGUUCUCAGAACAGUAUGCACGACGCACCGGCACCUACUUCUGUUCUGACAAGUCUGUGACCGCUGUGGUCAUCAAGGGGCUGGCGGAGCACAAGACCGACUACGGCGCCCCCCUGUGCCCCUGCCGGCACUACGAUGACAAGGCCGCCGAGGUGGCGCAGGGCUUCUGGAACUGUCCGUGUGUGCCGAUGCGCGAGCGCAAGGAGUGCCAUUGCAUGCUCUUCCUCACCGAGGACAACGACUUUCGGGGGGAGGACCAGGCCAUCACCCUGCAAGAGAUUCAAGAGGCGACCGAGGGCAUGUGA